AUGAGUAGCACUUAAUUUGAUCAUACUUCAGAGAGAAGCACAAAAUUUGAGACGAUUUACGAUAAUGAUUCGUCAAAUAGAUUGUCAACAGACCAUUGUAGUACAGAAGUUGAAAUACUUACUUUAGAUUAAGCUUAUGAUAGGCUUGGGGGAUUUAGUUAUUUCUAAUUCUGGGCUACUCCUUUGUUCAUCUGGGGUUUUACUAAUGGAGGAUGUCUUAUAACAGCAUUUUCAAUGCUUGAAAAGCCUCCGAAAUAUUUAUGUUUUAACGAAGUUGGAACUACUUAUGAGUGUUAAGCUGACUAAUCUUUCUGCAUCGAUCCCUCAAUUAAGUAUAAGAUUGAUUGGGAUGAUCCAACUAGUCUUUAUAAUUGGGUAGAAUCGUUAGAUUUGACUUGUGAAAGUGCAUCAAGAAUUGGGAUGAUCGGAUCUAUGUUUUUCAUAGGAAAGAACAUUUACCUUUUAUCUAUGGGAUUGUAAACAUUCUUCUAUGCAGCUAUACUGAUGUCAUAAAGUUUAAACAUAACUUUAGUACUAAUUUGUGGAUUUGGCUUAGUAUCAUUUGUUAGAACAUCUAUUGGCUUUAUAUUUAUGCAGGAGAUGACCCCAGAUAAGUAUAAAACAUUUAUCGGGUCAUUUGCCUUAGUUUCAUUAGCUAUCGUUCCAGCUAUACUAGCUUUGUAUCAUAUCUACAUUAGUAAAGAUUGGCUGCCAUUUCAAACUUUAAGUGCAUUUACUACUCUCUUAGUGACUAUAUCAAUAUUUGCACUUCCUGAAUCUCCAUAAUACCUUAUUAGCAAAAAAUAAUAUGAUGAUGCGAGAAAAUCUUUGGAAACUAUUGCUUGGUGGAAUAGUUAUAAAGGGCAACUAGAUUUCAAGUUUAAAGAUGAAGUAGAAACACUACAAUAGAGUGAUGAAGAAACAUAUUUACUAUUAGGAAUACCAGAUCAAGACUUGAAUUAAUAUAAAUCAACAAAUGAGCAGAAUGAGAUUUUAGAAAACAUAUCAAUCAAUAGUGACACUAUAUCAAGCAACGGAUAAGAUAGAAUAAUAUUGAAAGAUAAAAACUAAACUAAGUUUAGUAGUGUCAAAGAAAUCCUUAAGUAAAAGUAGCAUGCUUGUAAUCUCUUCAUAAUGAUGACAGUCUGGAUUGCAGCAUCAUUCGACUUUUAAUUACUCACCUUUCAAAUAAAGUACAUCAAGGGUGAUUUCUUUACAAACAUUCUAGUAGCUGCUCUCACUGAAGCAAUAGCAUGCAUACGUUUCUAUCAUUGGUGGAUCGAUGCUGAUAGUAUUUUAAGAAAGAUCUUAGGGUUAUUUGAUACCAUUUUCCAUUUUACUUGCCAGAUUUGGAAUAAGUGCAGCGUAUAAUCAACAAUUUUUUCACCAAUGGUAGCAGAAGCUACUGCUCCUAUUCCAAUGAUUUUUUACUGUUUAUUUGCAUUAGUGCCUUGUAUACUGUCUAAUUUCCUUAUUCUAGACGGUAUCGAAGAGAAAUCAUUAAAUUAUCAAAAUCAUAAAAAAUAAGGAGAGACAUUAAUUAAGAAAUCAUGA
Stylonychia lemnae is the source of this 1554-nucleotide messenger RNA. The record is from the annotation of a GenBank genome assembly. Lineage: Eukaryota; Ciliophora; Spirotrichea; Sporadotrichida; Oxytrichidae.